Molecule: messenger RNA, 6939 nt
Organism: Pistacia vera
Lineage: Eukaryota; Viridiplantae; Streptophyta; Magnoliopsida; Sapindales; Anacardiaceae
Product: E3 ubiquitin-protein ligase PRT6
Exons: 19
Coding region: 363-6455 (2030 amino acids)
Biological process (GO): ubiquitin-dependent protein catabolic process via the N-end rule pathway; protein ubiquitination
Cellular component (GO): cytoplasm; ubiquitin ligase complex
Molecular function (GO): ubiquitin protein ligase activity; zinc ion binding
Source: RefSeq, a predicted model, not a curated record
ACUUAAACACCAAUUAUCAGUUAUUAAUUUCUAAAAAAUUAAACAAACAAACGACAGAUAAGCUAUCUACAGAUCAUUCGCGACAUAACGUGAACCGCCUUGCUGAAUAGGAACUCCGAUAGUAUACAAAAAUAAAAAUUAGUUGUUGUUGUUGUUGAUGUUGUUUUUUUGUUCAUGUUGUGAAAUGAUAUGAUGAGUAGAGAUUAAAAAAAAAAAAUUCAAAAUUAGGGUUUUGAAGGGAGUGAAUUACCUUUUCAAUUUGGAGCAAACUGGGGAGUAAAACCUCCCGAUUGAGGCAGUGUUUCGGUUUCUGUACAGAUUGGCUGGUGCGGUACUGGCAGUCUGCUUCGGAUAUUGACAUUAUGGAAGUUGAUUCCGCUUCUGAUUCAACUCCGCUUAGGCCUCGUGAUCGAAUCGUACGGAGGCUGGUUAAUGUUGGAGUUCCAGAGGAGUUCCUUGAUUACUCUGGUUUAGUUACUUUUGCAAAGGAUAAUGUGUCUCGGAUACCGGAUAUAUUGUCUACUAUCUUACCUCCGGAUGAGGAAGUGGCAGAAGUUAUACGAGAAGGUAAGCCAAAGAAUAAAAGGGUCUCAGUGGGGCCAACCAUGAAACACAGAUAUCGUGAGAGCAUGUUGUGGUUGCAGUGGUUAAUGUUUGAGGGUGAACCAGAGAAAGUUUUGAAGAAGUUAUCCAAGAUUGGGCAGCGUGGUGUUUGUGGGGCUGUUUGGGGAAAUAAUGAUAUAGCAUAUAGGUGCCGAACAUGCGAACAUGAUCCGACUUGUGCAAUUUGUGUUCCUUGUUUCCAGAAUGGGAACCACAAGGACCAUGAUUAUUCAAUUAUUUACACUGGUGGUGGAUGCUGUGAUUGUGGGGAUGUAACCGCAUGGAAGCGUGAGGGCUUUUGCUCAAAGCAUAAAGGUGCAGAGCAGAUACAGCCCCUUCCUGAGAAGUUUGCAAACUCAGUUGGGCCCAUUCUGGAUGCCCUUUUCAUUUGUUGGAAAAACAAACUAGCAUCUGCAGAAACAUGUGGUCAGGAAAAUUCUAGAGUGAUUGAUCGUGUUUCAGAACUUAGGAAGGUUGCAAAUGAGUUAACUUUUGCACUGGUUGAGAUGCUUUUAGAGUUCUGCAAAAACAGUGAGAGUCUGCUUUGUUUUGUUUCCAAGAGGGUGAUCUCUUUGGCUGGUUUAUUGGAGAUUCUGGUAAAGGCUGAGAGGUUCUUGAGUGAGACGGUUGUGAGGAAACUCCAUGAGUUGCUCUUAAAACUGUUGGGAGAACCUGUCUUCAAAUAUGAGUUUGCUAAAGUAUUUUUAAACUAUUACCCAGAUUGUGUGAAUGAAGCCAUUAGAGAGCGCAAUGAUGAUGCUAUAAAGAAGUAUCCACUACAGUCUACUUUCUCUGUGCAGAUCUUCACGGUGCCAACUCUGACACCACGUCUUGUUAAAGAGAUGAACCUACUGGAAAUGCUAUUGGGGUGUUUGGUAGACAUUUUCAUUUCCUGUGCUGGAGAAGAUGGGUGUUUACAGGUUACAAAGUGGGCCAAUUUGUAUGAUACCACUAAUCGUGUGAUUGGAGAUAUUCGAUUUGUUAUGAGCCAUGCUGCAGUUUCAAAAUAUGCAACCCAUUGCCAACCAGAUAUCUCAAGAAUUUGGAUGAAAAUCUUGGCUUUUGUGCAAGGGAUGAAUCCUCACAAGAGGGAAACUGGCAUCCAUAUAAAAGAAGAAAAUGAAUUUGUGCACUUUCCUUUAGUUUUAGAUCAUUCUAUUGCAAACAUUCAACCACUUUGGGUGGAUGGAGCAUUUUCUUUUGCUGGUAGUGAAGAGGCAAAUGAUGAUUUUAACAUGAAGGAUGCUGGUUAUGGAGAUAGCUUAAGACAUGCAAAAGUAGGACGCCUUUCCCAGGAAAGCUCUGUAUGUGGUGCAAUGGGGAGGAGUAGUUCAUCUGAUUGUACAUCAAAGGCCACUGAUGUUAUAUCUGAAACUGUUUAUGAUGUUUUAGUCCCUCCACCUGUCACUUCACUGACACACCAGUGCUUGAGGGCUAUGGAAAAUUGGUUGGGUGUUGAUGAUAAUGCAUCUGCUUCUCUUCAAGACGUACUAUCUCCAAAUACCAACAGCGUUUCUGGUAACAACUUCUUUGCAUUGAAGAAAACAUUAUCUAAGAUUCGAAAAGGUAAACAUAUUUUUAGUAGACUUACCGGCUCGGGUGAAGUUCCAGCUACAUGUAUCACUAACAGUAGAGCAAUGAUUACCAAUGAAAGUGACAUAGUUGCAUCCUGUUCUGCUGGUUCUAAUGAGAGUGGAAUGGAAGGAGAAGACCUACGUGUUCUAAAUCUGUCUUAUUGGCCAGACAUAAUUUAUGAUGUCAGUCUGCAAGAUGUAUCAGUUCACAUACCUUUACAUCGAUUACUUUCAUUGACUCUACAAAAAGCAUUAAGAAGGUGUUAUGGUGAAUCUGCAGCUCCAAAACUUACUGGCACUGAUUCUGAAAAUUCAUUAUCAGCAGUCCCCAUGGACUUCUUUGGGCAUGUCCUUGGGGGAUGCCACCCUUACGGGUUUUCUGCCUUCGUUAUGGAGCAUCCUUUGCGAAUUAGGGUAUUCUGUGCCCAGGUUCAUGCUGGAAUGUGGCGUAAGAAUGGGGAUAGUGCUCUGUCAUCUUUUGAGUGGUAUCAUUCACUUCGUUGGUCUGAACAGGGUUUAGAGCUUGAUCUGUUUCUGUUGCAGUGCUGUGCUGCAUUGGCUCCACCUAAGCUUUUUGUCAAUAGAAUUAUAGAACGCUUUGGGCUGUUAAGCUACCUUUCUCUUCUUCCUGAACGUUCAAGCGAGUAUGAACCUGUUCUGGUACAGGAGAUGCUCACUUUUGUGAUACAGAUAAUCCAAGAAAGGCGAUUUUGUGGGCUAACAACUGCUGAAAGUUUGAAAAGAGAGUUGGUUCAUAAAUUAGCUAUUGGAGAUGCCACUCAUAGUCAACUGGUUAAAUCUCUGCCACGUGACCUCUCCAAGUUUGACCAACUCCAGGAAAUUUUGGAUACAGUCGCUAUGUACUCGAAUCCAUCUGGUUUUAAUCAGGGAAUGUAUUCACUGCGAUGGCCAUAUUGGAAAGAACUGGAUUUGUAUCACCCUCGUUGGAGCUCUCGAGAUUUUCAAGUUGCAGAAGAGAGAUACUUGCGAUACUGUAGUGUCUCUGCAUUGACCACUCAGCUGCCCAGGUGGACAAAGAUAUAUCAUCCUCUUGAGGGCAUAGCUAGUGUUGCUACAUGUGAAGUCAUCCUUAAAUUAAUCCGUGCAGUGCUAUUUUAUGCUGUUUUCUCUGAUAAAAUGACAGAGCCUCGUACUCCUUAUAGUGUUCUUCUAACUGCAUUGCACUUACUCGCAUUAGCAUUAGACAUCUGUUUUCAGAAAAGGAAGUCUGGAGAUCAGUCAUUUGGAGAAUCAAUUCCCCUAUUAGCUUUGGCAGCUGAAGAAAUUCCUGAGGGGUUACAUUAUGGUGCUGGUAACCAGAGCUUGUUAUCGCUUCUUGUUUUCUUGAUGGGGAUGCACAAGAAAGAAAAUUUUGACAACUUACUGGAAGCAGGCCAUUGCAAUAUUUCUUCUUUGAUUGAAAGCUUACUUAAGAAGUUUGCUGAGAUUGAUUCUAGAUGCAUGACCAAACUGCAACAACUUGCACCUGAAGUUGUUAGUCAUUUAACAUUAUCUCAUCCAAGUAGAGAUACAGUAGUAUCACGGUCAGAUUCUGAUGGUGAGAAACGCAAGGCAAAAGCGAGAGAGAGACAGGCUGCCAUAUUGGAAAAAAUGAAAGCUGAGCAGUUCAAAUUUUUGUCAAGCAUUAGUUCAGAUGCUGACGAUGAUUCCAAAUCUAAGCCAGAAGUAAGUAACUCUGAUUUGGAUCAUGAUUCUGAAGAGUCUGUACAAGAUGUCUGCUCUCUCUGCCAUGAUCCGAAUUCCACAACUCCUGUUUCUUACCUGAUUCUGCUCCAGAAAUCUAGGCUUUUGAGCUUUGUCAAUAGAGGGCCCCCCUCAUGGGAUCAAGUUCACCGAUUAGGCAAGGGGCAUGACUCUAUGACCGCAGAUAAGAUGACUGAUCAAUUAGGAACUAACACUUCUUCAAGUGCACAGAUGACUGAGAAUGCAGUCAAUCAAUAUUAUAAUGGAAAACCUGGGGAAGUAAAUGCACUUCUUGAAUUUAUUAAGGCUCAGUUCCCUUCAGUGAGAAAUAUACAUGUACCUUCUGCAUCCAGUAAUGGAAGAAAAAGUACUGCAUCCACCUUGGAGAUGUUUGAGCAAGAUAUGUAUUUCUCUAUUUGCAAAGAAAUGCAUGAUAAUGUGCCAAGUGAAAAUCUUAUGGAGGAGGAUGGACACUCAGCUGCUGUAGGUGGUCUUGAAAGUAGUCGGCGUGCUGAAUCUGUCUUGCUUGCAAAAUAUGUAGCCGCUCUUUCAAUAGAGAUGGGAGAAAAUCCUUCGGCUUCUGAAACUUCUCGUGGUGAUAGAGCAGGAACAGAAUCUACUUCGCAACCUAUAGCUUAUGAUGGAUUUGGUCCCAUAGAUUGUGAUGGAAUUCAUCUUUCGUCUUGUGGGCAUGCUGUGCAUCAGGGGUGUCUUGAACGUUAUUUAUCAUCAUUGAAAGAAAGAUAUAAUAGAAGAAUUAUUUUUGAAGGAGGGCAUAUUGUGGAUCCAGAUCAGGGGGAGUUUCUUUGCCCUGUAUGUCGACAGUUAGCAAACUCUGUCUUGCCUGUGCUGCCUGGGGAUUUCCAGAAGGUUUACAAGCAACCUAUGAUUUCGGGUAGUGGUUCAUCACUUGUUGGCAACUCAUUUCCACCAGGGGCAGAAUUUAAUUCUCUCUGGCUUCAGCAAGCUUUGUCUCUCUUGCAAUCUGCUGCCAAUGUGGUUGGAAAAGGUGUUUUGAUUGAAGCUUUUCCUUUACAGAGAAAUGAAAAAAUGGCAUCAAAUCUUGACCUUGUCUCCCAUGUGAUUGGUAAAAUGUAUUUCCAAAACAAACAGAAUAGUUUUUCUGGAUCUGCAAGGGUUAGCCACUCAAUGAUCAUGUGGGACACUCUGAAAUACACUCUCAUGUCAAUGGAAAUUGCUGCUCGUUGUGAAAGGACUUCUUUGACUCCAAAAUAUGAUGUUAAUGCAUUGUAUAAAGAACUUAAAUCUUCUAGUGGAUUUGUAUUGUCUUUACUGCUAAAGGUUGUUCAGAGUAUGCGAAGUAAGAAUUCUCUUCAUGUGCUUCAAAGAUUUAGAGGUGUUCAGCUUUUUGCAGAGUCUAUUUGCUCUGGGGUUUCCAGAGAUUAUUCCAACAGAGCAUGUGAGGGAGGAGGUAAUAUUUUAAAUAUUGUGAAGGAUGGUGAUACAGAAGUGUCAUAUCCUGAUAUUAAAUUUUGGAAUCGGGCAUCUGACCCAGUCCUUGCUCGCGAUCCAUUUUCAUCAUUGAUGUGGGUUCUCUUUUGUCUACCAUGCCCAUUUAUAUCAUGUAAGGAGUCCAUAUUAUCCCUUGUGCAUAUGUUCUACGCUGUGGCUAUAGUUCAGGCUGUUAUUUCAUAUUGUGGGAGACCUGAAUGCAAAAUUAAUGACUUAGGUUCUUCUGAAUGCCUGAUCACUGACGUCUCCAAACUGUUGGGAGGAUUUGGAUCUGCACGGGAUUACUUUAUUUCAAACUAUGUUGACCCUUCUUGUGAUGUUAAGGAUAUGAUUCGUAAAUUUAGUUUCCCUUACUUAAGGCGGUGUGCUUUGCUUUGGAAAUUACUGAAUUCUACUGCCUCAGCACCUUUCUCUGAUAGAGAUGAUAUGUUGGAUCAAUCAUUUCAUGAUAUAAAUGACAUGAUGAACAGCUGUGAUGGUGCUCUAGGUGACCUCGAUGAAAUUCAGGAACUUGAGAAAUUGUUUAAUAUCCCCCCGUUGGAUUUUGUUCUCAAGGAUGAAGUAUUACGCUCUUUAGUAUUUAAGUGGUUCCAUCAUUUUUGCAAGGAGUUUGAAGUUCAUGGUUUUCAAACAAUUUUGUACUCCAACCCAGCUGUUCCAUUUAAGUUAAUGCAACUACCUCAUCUUUACCAGGAUCUAUUGCAGAGGUAUAUAAAACAGUGUUGCCCUGUUUGCAAAUCUGUUCUUAAUGAGCCUGCGUUGUGUCUGUUGUGUGGUAGAUUAUGCUCUCCAAGCUGGAAGCCAUGCUGCAGGGAAAGUGGAUGUCAAACUCAUGCACAGACUUGCGCUGCUGGUACUGGUGUAUUCCUGUUGAUCAGGAGAACAACAACUCUGCUGCAACGGUGUGCUCGUCAGGCUCCUUGGCCAUCUCCCUACUUGGAUGCAUUUGGUGAAGAGGAUGCUGAGAUGCAUAGAGGAAAACCACUGUUCUUAAAUGAGGAACGUUAUGCUGCGCUUACGUACAUGGUUGCUACUCACGGCCUCGACCGGAGUUCUAAAGUUCUUGGCCAAACUACCAUUGGAAAUUUCUUCUUGGUUUAGUUUGGAGUAUAUCUGGGUAGAGUGGUUUUACAAAAUGCUUAAAGAUUGUCAAGUUACCCAUUUUUAGUAUUGUGGAGAAAAUAAGUUGAGGAUCUUCAGUUCAGAUAUCUCUACUGGCAAGUUAUUAUUCUUCUCAAAGUCCGUGGUUGUACAGUUUUCUUUAGGGCUUAAAGAACCCUUGAUGCGCACGUGGUUCAACUUCAACCUGCUUGAUUGGAUUAUAGUCCAGAUAUACAUGAAUUGGUGGCUGGCUGCUUUUGGGUAAAAUUAUUGUGGCAGAUCUUUUGUUGGUUAUUUGGCUAUCCAUUUUAUCUGCCAUUGAAAUUGCCCCCUUUGGUUCACUCCCACCGCUGAUGGAGCUGCAGUAUCAAUACUACAUUAAAUAUUAUGUAUAUAACUUAACCCUUCUGCUGUUAAGCAGCUUGUCAAGAAGUUGAGGUGAUUACUCUGAUUUUUAGUUUAAUCCAAUGGUGAUCUUCCUUUA